This is a messenger RNA of Postia placenta MAD-698-R-SB12, 510 nucleotides long. RefSeq lists its product as hypothetical. Gene Ontology annotation, molecular function: protein binding. The annotation marks the transcript as partial. Lineage: Eukaryota; Fungi; Basidiomycota; Agaricomycetes; Polyporales; Adustoporiaceae. The record is from RefSeq and is a predicted model, not a curated record. The transcript has a single exon.
CCAAUGGCAUUGCGAAGACUUCCCCCCGAAAUCUGGGAACGCAUCAUCGACUGUUUGUAUGGACAGUAUCACACCUUGCAGAUUUGUACCCAGGUCUGCAGGAAUUGGCGACGCCAGAGUCUACAACUCCUCCCCGAAAAGGUUAGGAUGCGGAGCAGAGACGAUGUGCUAGAGUUUUCCAUGCAGCGCGGACAUCAUUGGAAAGGACCUCGCAAGGUGCGAAUAUACGGCGGAAGUCGAGACGACGAGCAGCAGCCGGUCCCACACUUGAGCGUGUUUCUUGCGAUGUUAGCCGGGCGAUGGACGCGCCUCCAGGAUCUCAAGAUCUUCAAUGCAGUCUUACGGCCUCAAGAUCUAUCCUAUGAUGUAUUCCACGAUCUUGCGUCAGGUUUCUCCUUCCUCACCGGCCUGCGACUCGAGAACGUUACACUACCAUCCAUCGUAACAUUCCGCCGCCUCUUAUCCUCUCUUCCAAAGCUCAGGCGACUGCGAUGUUGGCCCGUAGACUUC